Molecule: messenger RNA, 2799 nt
Organism: Leishmania braziliensis MHOM/BR/75/M2904
Lineage: Eukaryota; Euglenozoa; Kinetoplastea; Trypanosomatida; Trypanosomatidae
Exons: 1
Coding region: 1-2799 (932 amino acids)
Biological process (GO): regulation of gene expression
Cellular component (GO): nucleus
Molecular function (GO): histone binding
Source: RefSeq, a predicted model, not a curated record
AUGGCGCAGAGCAUUAUCACUGUGCAGGACUACAUUGCCGCCUCCUCGUGGCGGAAACGAGAGCAGCUGCGGGGCUUGCUGAGCAACCACGCAGACCUGGCAACGAGCAGCACUCCACUCGCCGCGCCAGGAGUGCUCUUCACCUCAGCGCAGAUGGCGCUGCACAACACGGAGAACGCCUUGGCGGUCUCGCUUAGCCCCCUGAUGGGCACCAGUGCGGUUGGGUUAAUGCCCUUCGACGAGCCCGUGCCGUCUCUGAACGGAGCGGCGCGCAUGCGGUGGCUGGACAUGGCAGAGGGCACAAAGAUGUCUUGUGUGGAGUGGUGCGAAGGUCUGCUUUUCCUUGGCUCCAGUCGUGGCCGUGUGCUGGUCUGCGAUGUGGCUGUGGAAAGUUGCAAGGAGAGUAGCGGACUGCUCUCUCCAUGUGGCGCGCUGCUGACCAGCUCUUCGGGGGCGGCGGUCUCGAACGUUACCGUGUCUCCGAGCGCACCGGCAGCCUCCACGCUGGUGCGCUCAGUCCGUGUCAACCAGCGCGUGAGCAAGAGCAGCGUGCUCGCCGCGGAGAACACGUCUGUGUACAUGUGGGACCUGACGGGAGGUCCUCUACCGGUGCAGCAGUGGGCCCCACACCGACACACCGAUGCGGCGACGCCGGUCCUGUUUGCUGAAUGGGCUCCCGGGAGCGCGAGUGUGGUGCUGAGUGGGACCUAUGACAGCAGCGUUAUGCUGGUAGACACGCGGAGUGCCGCAGAGGGCAACGGAGUGGCUUUCUUCUGUCACCGCGCGGGCGGACGUCCAGCCGUGGCGCACUGCGGUGACUUCAACCCCCUUCUUCCUUCCAUUGUGGCGGUUUCAUUUUCGGAUGGCACCGUGGCCGUCUACGACGCCCGCUACCCGCUGCAGGCGGUACAGACCGUAACGACACUGCAGGGCGACGCGGUGCGGCUGCGGUGGUGGCGGCACAACGCCGACUUGCUGACGACUGCCGGCAGUGAUGGUUCGGUGGCGCUAUGGAACCUGCGCUGCGCGCCGUCCUUUUGCGUUGGCAGGGCGCAGUACCGCAUGCCGCUCUCCGACUUGGCCAUGACCGACACUUUCUCAGAUCAACGGGCGAUAGGCAUCACCGUGGGCGGCGAGCUGACCAUGACCGGUCUGCAGCCGGAGGCCCUUAUGGGUCUAGCACCAACACUCUCCUACCGAAAAGGUGACGCCGAGCACAAGGGUAAUGGGGGCCCCAGCAGUAGCGGCGUUGCGUCGCCGCCACCGCCACCCAUCACGCCAGCUGAGGAGGAGGCCCUACGCAAGGAGGAACACGACGCGUGCGGCUUCUUGUACCUGCGCAGGUUGAGGGAAGCGUACCAGAUGCUGGCACAGUGCGCGAGUCGUCGCCUGGCGCUGCACCAAACAGACCUGGCAAUGCAGCUUGUUUCUCAUAUUGAUGUGAUGCAGGUGCCGCUCUUCGACUACGCCAGCUUUGUCAAGCAGCUGCAUGGCGCGGCGGCGGCGGAAGACGACAUGUUACUGGUGCUGGAGGGGAAUGGGUGGUCCCAUAAAACGAUUCAGCUGCAGUUUGAAGCCAGCAUGCUGCGCUGCGCCUCCCACCUCUCGACGGCGGCGCUGGAUCGAAUACGUGCUAUGUCGAAGCCCAACCCCUCUGACCUGCAGACACUGGAGGCCCUUCGGCUGAACGUGCUGCUGCACCGUGUGCUCGACUCCAAAGACGUUGAUCAGGUUGUUGUGGGCGUACGAACCGCACUCGACUUGAUCAUGGCACAACCAGGAAUCUCUGAGCUCAUCGAUGUGCAGGCCGUGGAACAGGUCGUGCGCCUGCUGCUGCGCAAGAACUACUUGGAGGGCGAGAGGUUUGUGCAGUUCCUCCUCUCGCAGCUCCGCGCUGACAAGGCGCAGAUGGGUGUGUCUUACGAGCUGCUCCGUGCGGCCAUGAGCGCCGCGCAGGACCCGUCGGUCACCAUGGGCAUGCAGACGCGCGUGACACGCCGUUUUGUUGAGCGCUUCUAUCAAGACAUGACAGCUGCGAAGGACGCCGUGCUGACGCAGCUCCACAUCCAGCGCCUCGGAGUGGAGCAUUACAAUGAGGUGAUCACCAUCGUCAACGCCUACCAGCAGCGGUGUAUUGAGAAAAAUCUGCUCGGCAUCUUUGGCUGGGUCGCGCUGAAGCCGCUGCUGCUGUUCCUCCACUGCCUCACGGCAGAUUCAAACUACGUGACGUUCUUCUGGGUGAGUGUCCAGUGCAUCGAGGCCUUCGCGCACUUCCCUGGUGUGUGCAAGGUGGAGGCGUUGCUGUGCGCCGUCGUCGACCGCAUCCACAGAGCUGCGGGGAAGAUUACGAACGACCUCGACAAACUCGCCAACACGACGCGCUUUUCCAUCCCCAUGCUGAGACAGACAGACAAUACACUCCGUACAACGCAUGACUUUCUGACGGUGCUGAUUCGGGUGCAGCUCGAGUGCGAGAAUGUGGCCGUGGCGCGCAACAUGCAUGCGAUGCCGCCUGUCAUGGAGCAGGUGCAGGAGGUGCUGAACUCCACCUCCGAGAACGUCCUCGAUGCGUGGGCGGGGGUAAUGGAUGCACUACUGGGGUGCGACCAGCCUGCAUUGAUCCGAAAGUACUGCCUCGCGACGGUGCGAACAUUUUCGGAGCAGAUGGAGGACUUGAUAGAGGUCUCGGCGAAGGGCGAAGCAGACGAGCGGCUCAACGAGAUUCUCGACGUGUGCGACGACUUCUUUGCCGCGGUGGCCCGCCGCAAGGCGGUGGGCAGCGGCGACGACGACGCCUGA